Solanum stenotomum is the source of this 3792-nucleotide messenger RNA. RefSeq lists its product as uncharacterized. Gene Ontology annotation, molecular function: nucleic acid binding. The record is from RefSeq and is a predicted model, not a curated record. NCBI's taxonomy places the organism in Eukaryota, Viridiplantae, Streptophyta, Magnoliopsida, Solanales, Solanaceae. The transcript has 6 exons. Bases 1 to 3792 code for a protein of 1263 amino acids.
AUGAUACAACCAAUUGAAGGGAAAAUUCCUGAUCCUAUUCCAAAAUGGUUUGAUAGUUCUAAGCGUUGUGCCUAUCAUUCUGGAGUUGUUGGACACGACACUGAAGAUUGCUAUGGUCUCAAAAACAAGAUUGAAGCUUUGAUUAAAGAAGGAGCAAUCCAACUUACUGGACCUCAGCCCAACGUGAACAAUAACCCUCUGCCUAAACAUGGGAAUGCCAAUGUGAACAUGAUAACUAUUGAGGAGGAUUUGGAUGUGAAAGGAGAGGUUAUUGCUGCAACAUCUUAUAUGCCUCUCUACAACAGUGAGACACCGACCAUUUGGGGUGCUGAACCAGAGGAGACUUUGAAGAAUUGGACUUGUACUCCGUCUUUGGUUCGCCGGGGGUCUUGGAGCCUUGGGGAAGAAGAAGAAGUUUUCGAUACCAGCCAACUCGACGAGAAGAUCCUCGGAGUUGAGGCUGGUUUGUCGGCCUUGAAUAGGCGACUUGUGGUUUUCGAAAACAAUUUUACUUCUCUUGAAACGCUUGCUCUUGAAGGCCUCGAUGAGGUGAAAAGUAACCUUGAGGAGCUUGAAGAGUUAAACAAGGAAGGACUGAUCAACCUCGAACUCAAGCUCACCGAAGCUCUUUCCUUUCUUCACCGAGAGUUCGAGACUUUGAAGAGGCAGGUUGAUGAGACUGCCGCAACGGAAGUUGCUGGUCCUGUUACUAUUCGUGAGACUCAUAUCGAAGCUCAUAAGCCAAAGGAGUUUCGUGGUGAAAGAAAUGCCCAAGAUGUUAAGAACUUAUUGUGGCAAAUGGAUGCUUAUUUUGAGCAUGUUUGCAUGACUAGUGAAGCUGCCAAGAUUCGGACAGCAGCAAUGUAUAUGAGCGACACCGCUAUGUUGUGGUGGCGGAGGAAAAAGGCGGACAUGGAGAGAGGGGUUUGCACCAUCGAUGAUUGGGAGCAGUUCAAAGAAGAUGUGGAUUUGUUGUUUUACUUCUUGGAUGGUCUCCAAAACUGGGCCAAACAAGAACUUCAAAGGAGACAAGUUCGUGAUGUUGAUGAAGCGAUCGUAGUGGCAGAAUCGCUCACUGAUAUUCGGGCAGAUGCAGCGAAGGGAAGGGACAAUCAAAGCAAAAAUGUUCCUCCCAAAGGGGAUAGCAGUCGGAACAAGAACAAGCCAGUUCCCAACCGAGGCAGCGAUACGAGAGGUAACAAUCGUAACCAACCUUCUAAUUUCCGCAAAAACUAUAAGGAUCGUAAGAAAGGCGCUCCACAUUGUGAGGGUUGUUAUAUUUGUGGUGAGACUACUCAUGCUGCCCGUUAUUAUCCGUCAUUGAGCAAAUUGAGUGCAAUGGUUGCUGCCCAAAAGCAGCAAGAGCAAACUGUCGCGCAAACCGAAGGACCAUCCAGGGAGCAAACUGGGCAGACUGGUGGGACGGACAGGAAUAAGAACGUUGUUGUUGGCACAUUUAAUCAAAUGGCGUUAUUUAAUCACAUGACGCUUGCUGUGUUGGCUGCCCAGCAGGGUAGUGUAAGGCCGCGCGAAUCACUGUUUGUCAAUGCCAAGUUGAAUGGCAAAGACGUUAGAAUUAUGGUGGAUACCGGUGCAACUCACAAUUUUGUAACGAAGAAAAGCGCCACAGACCUUUGUUUAAAUUAUGUUACCAGUGAUACAAUGUUGAAAACUGUCAACGCCCUCCCCACUACUGUCCAUGGUUUCGCUCCUACAGUCCCCAUCGAUUUAGGAGGGUGGAAGGGGUUGACAGAUUUCACCAUUGCCCCCAUGGACGUGUUUGACGUUAUUCUGGGGCUAGAUUUUUGGUAUGAGGUUAACGCGUUUAUUUCACCACGCCUCAACCAAUUGCACAUCAGCGAUGCCGGAGGAUCUUGCGUGGUACCCCUUAUUCGAGUACCACAAAAUGGAGUGCACUUAUCCGUCAUGCAGCUUGUUAAGGGCUUCAAGAGAGGGGAACCAACCUUCCUUGCUGCCCUUGUUAGAGGUGUCGGAGACUCGAUUGAGGCAGCAACCUUGCCUCACUGUAUUGAGCAAGUCCUUGUUGAUAAUAGGGACGUGAUGCCAGAAGAACUUCCCCAACGGUUGCCACCACGAAGGGAAGUUGAUCACCAAAUCGAACUGGUUCCCGGAGUAAAGCCACCUGCCAUAAAGCCUUAUCAUAUGGUGCCCCCGGAGUUGGAGGAACUGAGGAAGCAGCUCAAGGAGUUGCUGGACGCGGGACAUAUUAAACCUUCAAAGGUGCCUUUUGGUGCGCCUGUUUUAUUCCAAAAGAAAAAGGAAGGGACGUUGCGUUUGUGUAUUGAUUAUCAGGCCCUCAACAAGGUCACGGUGAAAAACAAAUACCCUAUUCCUUUGAUUGCAGAUUUAUUUGAUCGUUUGGGAAAGGCUAAAGUGUUCACAAAGAUGGACUUGAGGAAGGGUUACUACCAAAUCCGAAUUGCCGAGGGUGACGAACCAAAGACAACUUGUGUCACUCGUUAUGGUGCUUUUGAGUGGUUGGUCAUGUCUUUCGGCUUGACGAACGCUCACGCUACGUUUUGUCCAUUGAUGAACAAGUUGUUCCAUCCUUUUUUGGAUCAGUUUGUAGUCAUUUAUUUGGACGAUAUAGUCGUUUAUAGCAACAGCAUAGAGGAGCAUGUUAAGCACUUGUGCAAAGUGUUGAAGGUAUUGCAUGAUAACGAUUUGUGUGUAAAAAGGGAAAAAUGCAGCUUCGCCCAGCCCACUGUCCAGUUCCUUGGUCACACGAUCAGCCAUGGCGAAAUAAGGAAGGACAGUGAUAAAGUGGAGGCAAUUCGGGAUUGGGAGGCCUCAAUGAAGGUACCAGAAUUGCGGUCCUUCUUUGGCCUCGCCAAUUACUAUCGGCGCUUCAUAUUUGGCUAUUCUGCUAUUGCUACUCCACUCACCGACUUGCUGAAAAAGAGUCGUGAGUGGGAGUGGAAUGAUUUGUGUCAAACUGCCUUAGAAAAGCUGAAAGCAGCCAUUACCGAUGAGCUGGUCUUGGCGCUGCCAAAUUUCACUAAGUCGUUCGAAAUUCAUACCGACGCGUCUGAUUUUGCUAUUAGUGGUGUCCUAAUGCAAGAGGGUCACCCGAUAGCGUUUGAGAGCAGGAAGUUGAAUGACGAGGAGCGAAGCUAUUCUGCCCAUGAGAGGGAAAUGACGAUGACGGUUGUGGUCCAUUGCUUACGGACUUGGCGUCAUUAUGUAUUGGGUGCUCACUUUGUUGUUAAGACGGACAACGUCGCGACAACUUAUUUUCAGUCCCAAAUGAAGUUGACUGCCAAGCAGGUCUGUUGGCAAGACUUUUUGGCUGAAUUUAAUUUCACGUUUGAGUACAAGCCGGGGAAGGCUAAUGUUGUAGCCGACGCACUUAGUCGCAAGGCUACCCUUGCUGAGAUUAUUAGUUCCACUUGCAGCAGCGUUAUUGAUGAUAUUAAGGAAGUUGGUCACCCAACGCAGAAGAGAACGUUGGCAUUGCUGGAAUCCUCUUAUUAUUGGCCUCGAACGCGGGAUGACAUUGAGGUCAAUGUGCGUACUUGCCUCGUUUGUCAACAAGACAAAGUUGAAACGAAGGCGCCGGGUGGACUACUUGAGCCACUGCCUAUUGCUGACAAACCAUGGGACAGCGUCUCCAUGGAUUUCAUCACUUGCUUGCCGAAUUCAGAGGGGUUCGGGACUAUCAUGGUUGUUGUUGAUCGCUUCUCGAAAUACGCAACCUUCACUGCCACAACAGCCAACUGCAAAUACAAGGAGGCAGCCCGUAUAUUCUUGCGAGAUGUCGUGAAGCAUUAG